Molecule: messenger RNA, 2280 nt
Organism: Penicillium canescens
Lineage: Eukaryota; Fungi; Ascomycota; Eurotiomycetes; Eurotiales; Aspergillaceae
Exons: 1
Coding region: 1-2280 (759 amino acids)
Source: RefSeq, a predicted model, not a curated record
AUGACUAUCAUGCAAUCUUCGAAGAUAUGGUCCUCCCUGGCCGUGUUCCUGGCAGUCCAGGGCACCCAGGCAGACCAGCAAGUUCUUCGUACCCCAAGCAAUCGAUUCCAUCUCGACGAGCUUGUGGUUGUCACUCAUCAACCCUCAGGACAAGUCAAGUGUUGUCCCCCGGGCUUCGACUUUGACGGCAGCAACUGUGUCCCUGGCGCUCCAAUCUGCCCGGACAACUCGGUCCUGAAAGGAGACAAGUGCGUCUCAACCUCAAAGCCAGUCUGCCGCGAAGGCAAGUGGAAUGGCUGGGCCUGCGUUACCGUUGAAAGCCCCUCCUGUCCAGCAGAUUUCGUGCUUAAGGGCAGCACCUGCGUCACCGCCACCGGGCCCUCCUGCCCAGGCACUGAAGAGGUCCGUGGCAAUGUCUGUGUCUCCAAGAAGCGGCCAAGCUGCCGCAGUGGCGCAACCUUCCAUCAGUCGAAGGGUUGUGUCAGCAUCGCUAGCCCUGUGUGUCCCGAUGGCUUCCGGUUCAAGGGCAGUCAGUGUAUCUCAGCAGUGCCGCCCACGUGUGGAGAGGGUGCUCGCUUUGACACCGACAUCAACCGCUGCGUUUCCGAGGAGCCUCCCUCCUGCCCCGUGGCAGGCACCAAGCCCAAGGGGAAGCUCUGCGUGUCUGAGCUCAGGCCUGUCUGCCCGGAUGGUAGUACAUUGAGCAAAGAGGGAUCUUGCAUUUCCAAAGGAAAGCCCCAGUGCCCAGAUGAUUCCAAACUCGACGGUGGUAAGUGCAUCUCUACAGGAUCGCCUUCGUGCCCCACGGGCACCGACCUCUCCGUCGAUACCUCAUCCAAGAGCGCGCGCUGCUGCCCCAAAGCAAUGACUUGGGAUGGCAAGGUGUGCAGCUUCGCCAAAGGUCCGGAUGAGAAAUGUCCCCCAGGCACGACAUUGGUCGACGGUCGUUGCCGCAAACAGGCUAUCCAAUUGCCGGAGUGUGCUCCGGGAUACAAGUUCGAGGGAAGUCGCUGCGUCUCACGUACGCCUCCAAUCUGCUCGCCAGGUCAUGUACGUAAAGAUGAUCAGUGUAUCGUCACCGAGAAGCCAUUGUGUGCCGAGGGCUUUGUCCUGACGGGCGCGGAGUGCGUUUCCACCCGGCCAUCUACCUGCCCAGAUGGCACAGAGCAUGAGCAUGAUAUGUGCGUGGAGACUCAAGACCCGGUUUGCCCGGAUGGAACCACCUUGCAGGGCAAGGACUGUGUGCGUGGUGGUGUUCAGGGGUGCGAAGAUGGAGUCUGGGAUGGUCAAGACUGCAUCACAACCGGCCGGCCCACUUGCGACGACGAAUUCAGAUUCGAUGGAAAGGAUUGUGUCUCGGAAAGUGACCCCAAAUGCCCUCCGGGCACCGUCCCGAAUGCCGAUGGGGACUGCAUCACCAGUGAGGUACCAGAAUGUCCCCCAAAGACCAUGCUUCUUGACGGGGAAUGUGUCAGCGAAGGUACUCCUGAAUGUCCCCCUGGCCAAACCUUCUCCGGUCAACAGUGCAUUCACAAUGGGACACCCGCUUGUGCCGCGGGAUACAAGCUAGUCGGAGGCCAAUGUCUAGACACGAAGGCCGCCGGAUGCCCACCAGGCUACGCGGACCGAAAUGGCGUCUGUAUCUCGACAGAAACACCAAAAUGUGACGAGGGCACGACCUUCGACGGCAAGGCAUGCGUUGGAGAAAAGCCCAUCUGCCCACCGGGAACAAAGUUCGACGACCAAGACUGCGCAUCUAUCAACGACCCCGAAUGCCCACCAGGUCUCAAGUUCAAUGGACGCAAGUGCAUCACGGAAGAGGAUCCAAAAUGUCCCGACGGACAAGAACUCAACCAACAGACAAAGGAAUGCGAGCUCGAGGAAGGCCCCAGAUGCCCUCCAGGCCAGAAAUACAACGGCGAGCACUGCAUCCUGGGCUCGACCGACUGCCUAGAGUAUGAAUUCUGUCCACCCAGGGCCCCAGGACUUCUCCCAGAAAUCCCUUUCUGUCCCACGAACGACGGCACGAUCCUGUAUUCCGGCUCUGAGAAAACACCCUUCAAAGUCCACUGUGACACCUGUUACUUCUCCUCAGUAGAGCUGGUCAAAUCCGUAUCGAACCUGGACAGCAUCGAUGCAUGUGUCCAGGCCUGCGCCGACUCAUCGGAGACUGUUGGUUGUAACUGGUUCGCUGAAACAGGCGAGUGCAGGAUCCAUCCAUACUCGACUGAAGGACUUGACCCGCUCAAGGAGUGCACUGCCCUCGAGCGUAUUCGGUGA